Colletotrichum graminicola M1.001 is the source of this 447-nucleotide messenger RNA. Its product is annotated as ribosomal S17. Gene Ontology annotation, molecular function: structural constituent of ribosome. The transcript is spliced from 3 exons. Gene Ontology annotation, cellular component: ribosome. The record is from RefSeq and is a predicted model, not a curated record. Bases 1 to 447 code for a protein of 148 amino acids. Gene Ontology annotation, biological process: translation. NCBI's taxonomy places the organism in Eukaryota, Fungi, Ascomycota, Sordariomycetes, Glomerellales, Glomerellaceae.
AUGGGUCGCGUUCGCACCAAGACCGUUAAGAAGUCCGCCAAGGUCAUCAUUGAGCGGUACUACCCCAAGCUCACCCUGGACUUCGAGACCAACAAGCGCAUUUGCGAUGAGAUCGCCAUCAUCGCCUCCAAGCGCCUCCGCAACAAGAUUGCCGGAUACACCACCCACUUGAUGAAGCGUAUCCAGCGUGGCCCCGUCCGCGGUAUCUCCUUCAAGCUCCAGGAGGAGGAGCGUGAGCGCAAGGACCAAUACGUCCCCGAGAUCUCCGCCCUUGACUUCACCCAGAACACCGAGAGCGGCCAGCUCGAGGUCGACGUCGAGACCAAGGACCUGCUCAAGCACCUCGGCUUCGACUCUAUCCCCGUCAACGUUACCCCCGUCGCCCAGGCUCAGGUCCAGGAGCGUGGUGGCCGCCGCUUCGGCGACCGCCCUCCUCGCCGCGACUAA